Diospyros lotus (date-plum) is the source of this 1380-nucleotide messenger RNA. Its product is annotated as L-galactose dehydrogenase. Gene Ontology annotation, biological process: L-ascorbic acid biosynthetic process. Gene Ontology annotation, cellular component: cytosol. The record is from RefSeq and is a predicted model, not a curated record. Gene Ontology annotation, molecular function: L-galactose dehydrogenase activity. Bases 171 to 1130 code for a protein of 319 amino acids. The transcript is spliced from 5 exons. Lineage: Eukaryota; Viridiplantae; Streptophyta; Magnoliopsida; Ericales; Ebenaceae.
ACUGAGAAAGGGAACUCAGAUUGCAACUCAUUCUUCAGCCCCUUCAAUGAUUCAAUCGACCUGCUUCGCUGGUUGGGCCAUGGCUCAAUUGUGCAAUUGAUUUUCCCGGAAAGUUACUUUCCCGGAAAAAUCAACCGAAACACACUAAGCCCUAGCAAACCGAAGAGAAAAUGGGAAGCCUAGAGCUCCGGCCGCUCGGCAACACCGGUCUCAAGGUCAGCUCCGUCGGCUUCGGCGCCUCCCCGCUGGGCAACGUCUUCGGCGCCGUCUGCGACGAGGAGGCCAUCGCCUCCGUGCGCGAGGCCUUUCGCCUGGGCAUCAAUUUCUUCGACACCUCCCCGUAUUAUGGCGGAACGUUGUCCGAGAAAGUACUGGGAAAGUGUCUGAAAGCCGUGGGGGUUCCGAGAAACGAGUUCAUUGUGUCCACCAAGUGUGGGAGGUACAUUGAAGGGUUCGAUUUCAGUGCAGAGAGGGUGACUAAAAGCAUUGAUGAGAGCCUGGCAAGGUUGCAGCUCGACUAUGUUGACAUACUGCAAUGCCAUGAUAUUGAAUUUGGUUCUCUUGAUCAGAUUGUGAAUGAGACACUUCCAGCUCUUCAGAAAUUAAAGGACUCAGGAAAGGUCCGAUUCAUUGGUAUUACAGGACUUCCACUGGGCAUUUUUACUUAUGUACUCGACCGGGUGCCACCAGGCACUGUUGAUGUGAUUCUGUCAUAUUGCCAUUAUGGUAUUAAUGAUUCAACACUUGAGGAUCUGUUGCCUUACUUAAAGAGCAAGGGUGUGGGAGUGAUCAGUGCAUCUCCUCUUGCUAUGGGACUUCUCACAGAGAGCGGCCCUCCCGAGUGGCACCCAGCUUCACCUGAGCUGAAGGCUGCAUGCAAAGCUGCUGCUACUUAUUGUAAAGAAAAGGGAAAAAAUAUAUCGAAGUUGGCUAUGCAGUACAGCUUGUCUAACAAAGAUAUUUCUUCUAUACUGGUCGGCAUGAACUCUGUUAGACAGGUCGAAGAGAACGUGGCUGCUGCAAAAGAACUCGCUGCUGUUGGGAAAGACGAUAAAACUCUGUUAGAGAUCGAAGAGCUUCUGAAACCCGUUAAGAAUCAGACAUGGCCCAGUGGCAUACAGCAAGGUUGAGGCUGCUUCCAGAAGUGUAUGCCUAUUCAAGCAUUUGUUUCCCUUUUCAUGCUUGCGAUUUGCCACUCUCUCAAAAUUCGUCCAAACUUAAGUUGAAUGUUACUUUGAUUCCUUUUGAGACCAUGUGUGAUUAAUUAUAGCUCAAACAUCGCGUCAUUGGAACCAAAUAAGGAAAUGGAGGAAGUGUGCCAAAAACUAAUGGAUUGCACAGCCUUGUGAUUUCUAUGGUAAAUUUCGUGUUGGUAUUCAA